Messenger RNA from Anopheles funestus (African malaria mosquito), 797 nucleotides. RefSeq lists its product as uncharacterized. The record is from RefSeq and is a predicted model, not a curated record. The transcript is spliced from 2 exons. Lineage: Eukaryota; Metazoa; Arthropoda; Insecta; Diptera; Culicidae. Bases 274 to 621 code for a protein of 115 amino acids.
CUUAGGGCAACAUCUUUGUACAAGCUACUGCGCUUACAAAAAAGUGUAUUGUAUCCGUUCCGGAACUAGACAUUUUUCAAGCGAUCAGUUCGUACAGCUUCAGGAACGCCUCGUACACGGGUAUAAAACUUACGACAGUUCAUCAGCCGAACCAAGUCGUCUUCGGAACUUACUGGUGUGCCUAAACGCCCCGUACUCUGAGCCUGAACGCAACGUUUGGUACCUUUCUACUUCCCAUUUACCAAACAACCGACUAUCUACUACACUGCCACAAUGACUAAGUUCGUCUGUAUCGCCCUGGUGCUGGUUUGCAUCGCCGUCUCCGUUCACGGUCAGUACCGUACGAACGUACAGUGCACCUCGUUCAACGACUGCAUGUGCAAGCUGCCAAAGAUCAUCGGCGCAGUUGCCGGACGUACCGCUACGGCUAACAUCCGCAACCCGGUCAACGGUGAAACGUACGUGCUGGACCUUUCCAAACCAUCGCAGGCCGUCAUCGACUACUGCAACCAGCUGAAACAGGGCCUUAACCCAGCCGUUCCAUUCAAGGCAGUGAAUGGGGCCAAAAUUGCCCAGGUUCAAGCACUUCUGGCCCAACGCAUGGCAUCACUGAGGGGUUAACUGGCGGGUUAACGUGAGCUAACUUUCUGGAAUGGAUCACCGAACACACGAUUGAAGGAAUUGCGCAACUACAUCAGCAAACACCAUUUCACCACUGUUCAUUGCCAGACCAUCGGCUAAAGUUGAAAAUUUCUAAUAAAGGAAUACCAAUGGCAUGGAUUCUUGAUAAAAUAUUA